UACAAAUACUCAACUUGCUUUACCACUUUCAGAUUUUCUACAGAUGCUAGCCAGGCAAAACGCCAGGAGAAAAUGCUGCCAGAACACAACCAUUCAGCUCUGAAACCACACAACAUCCCUUCUGUGGUCUUUCCUUUGCAGAUACUUCUAUGGCUGGGAUUCCUGACCUAGAGAAGGAGGGCUGGUGCCCACCAGGAUGGGACUGGGAUGUCCCCACAAGCCGGAUUUACUGCUUUUCGGAUGCCUCCUGCCCCGGGAGCGAGAAAUGCUGCACCAUUGGGACUAUGAGGAUCUGUGUGCAACCUGCCAUGGUGGGCCUAGGCUACUGCCCCAACCUUUGCCCUUCCGUGGUGGAGCCCUGCCUGGUCAGCUGCCUGGACGACACCUGGUGCGGACCGGGAGAGAAGUGCUGCCAGUUGGACUGCCAUGUUCGCUGUGUGGCUGCUGAGCCAGUUAGACCCGGCAUUUGUCCAAGGAAGAGGAUUCUGCUGAACGCUCAGCCUUGUGCAAAUCAGUGCGUUGAUGACCGGACCUGCCCCAAAGGCCAGAAAUGCUGCUUCACGGGCUGCAGACUGGAGUGUGUUCAUCCCAUUGCAGCGGAAGUGUCCCAUCCAUGUCCAGAGGCAUCGCCUGCAACUACACUGAAGAAGUGUGACGAUCUCUGCGUGAAUGAUACGGACUGCCCAACUAACACAAAGUGCAGCCCCACCGACUGUGGCUUCCAAUGCAAAGAGCUUCCUCCAGCAUCCACCGCUUGGCCAGCUGCACCUCGAUCAAGGCCAGCUCCCAUUUCAACCUCUGUCCAGCCUCUCCUGACCUCUCCUCCUCCAGAAGCAGAACAGUCCGGUGUGUGUCCCGUGACCUUUCCAAAGACCUUGCAUUUGUGCCGAGACUGGUGCCGCACCGACCGGGAUUGCCCCACCAGGAAGAAGUGCUGCCAGAAUGGGUGCAUCCGGGUUUGCACAGAGCCUCUCUGGGUGAAACCCGGAGCAUGUCCUCUGCGGCUGAGGGGGUCCAUGGGUCCCUGUCCGGAGCCAAAUCUGCAGAACUGCAGCAAGGACGAUGACUGUGCCGGGGCCCAAAAGUGCUGCCCCAUUGGCUGCAGCAGCGUCUGCAAGGAGCCUGAGGAAGUGCGCCCCGGAUCCUGUCCCCUUGUGUCUACACAGAGCAGCAAGGAACCUGAGUGUCCCACCUUGACCUUCUGCAUUAGAGACAAGGACUGCUCCCAGAAACAUAUGAAGUGCUGCUGGCACACCUGUGGCUGGGUCUGCUUGGCUGCCACAGGCUCACUGACUCCUCUGCCUCUGAUGAAGGAAGAACCGGCAAAGUCAAAAGCAGAAGAGAUGGUGAAGGCAUAGUGUUUGAUAGAUAGCAAAAUUUCCCAUGUACUGAGAUGAUCAGCCAGCCAUUCAGCUUCUUAUUUGGUUGUUUGGAUGUGUUACCAUUUGCUGAUUGUGAUGCCCAAGAACCUCACUCUGUACAGAGAUAUGAAUGCAUCUACACCAGGCAUGGACAAACUUAGGCCCUCAAGGUGUUUUGGACUGCAACUCCCACCAUUCCUAACAGCCUCAGGACCCUUCCUUUUGCCCCUCAGCCGCUUAAGCGGCUGAGGGGCAAAAGGAAGGGUCCUGAGGCUGUUAGGAAUGGUGGGAGUUGCAGUCCAAAACACCUGGCAGGGAGGCCCAAGUUUGCCCAGGCCUGAUCUACACUGUGGACCAACUGUAAUAGCAAAUAAUGAGAUGCUGUGUCUGCAUGGAUAUAUAUGUACAAUUAUAAAUAAUAGAGUUUAGGAUUCUAUGUUUUUAUAUGUCAUAUGCCAGGGUUUGGUAACAGGAUUCGAAAUGUGUGAGUGCUAAAAUCCCAUUAUAUGAAAUAGCAUUGCAAAAACCGGUAAUGCAUAUAUAAAAUUGCAAAAAAAUAAUAAUAAUCAUGAUGAUGUUGUAGAUGAUAGAAAAAUAUAGAUAAUAUAACUGUGGAUGCUCAAGUUACAUUAUAUAAAUUGUAAAAUUGUGUGCCUGGUAUAAAAUGGCAAAAUCAAGGGCUGCUUUUGGGAAUUUAUAAUCAUUAUAUUUGUUGGGUUGUUGUAUGUUUUCCGGGCUGUAUGGCCAUGUUCCAGAUGUAUUGUCUCCAAGCAUUUGGCCUGCAUCUGUGGCUAAUGGCAUCUCCAGAGGACUGUUGGCAGUGAGGCAAAUGGAGUGUAUAUAUCUCUGUGGAAUGUCCAGAGUGAGAGAAAGAACCCUUGUCUGUUUAAAACACUGGUCCUCAAUCUGUGGGUCUCCAGAUGUUUUGGCCUUCAACUCCCAGAAAUCCUAAUAGCUUGUAAACUGGCUGGAAUUUCUGGGAGUUGUAGGCCAAAAUACCUGGGAGCGCACAGGUUGAGGACCAUUGGUUUAAAGCAUGUGUUAUGUCUCAGGGACCUUUGGCCCAUGACCCCGCAGCCAUCAUAGAUCAACUUGAAGAGGAUUUGGGUUUUUUCCCAUCUCAGCAAGUCCCCUGUUGACAUUUUCGUGCCAGAGCCAAUUAGGGAUGCCCUUGAAACAGAGCCUGGUUCCCCGGAAAGUUUGGUGUUUGAUAGGAAGGCUUUUCUCAAAACACAUCGCUCCCAUAAGCAGUUUCUAAGACAAAGCGCGAGAUUAGCGGAGAGAGAUGAUUGUGAUUAAAUCGUUUCCCUUGGGAAGUUUCGGGGAGGCAGGCAUCUGGUACAAUGUUGAAACAGCUUCGUUCUCUGGGAAGAUUUGGGGAGUUAAACACCUGUUGGGGGAAGCUCUUGAACUUCCAUAAAAGUUCUGCACUGAGCUUUCCCUAUCGCGGUGUCAACGUGACUAUUCAUAGAAGAACAUCGACUCUUGUUCCUGAGCUUUGAAGCGGCCCUCCGGUGCGCUUACUCACGAGUAAACCGGGAGUUGCAUUCCACUCCUUGUCAAGUUUGGACUGCGUUUCAGAUCCACCACGAAAUACCUUACGUAGCCUUGAAUCCUUGUUCUGGACUUUUCUCCUUGUGAAACCUUGCUCCUUCCCCACUCAAACUUCCAAAGAGUUUGAGUAUGUUUCAGUUAUUUGGAUUGUAGACUUUGGACUCUAAUACUGGACAUAUAACUUCAUUAUAUUGGACUAAUUUUGAUCUUCUCUAAAAGGUCAACUGCUAGACUAUAUACUCUGCUCAUUUUUGUUUGGAACUUUUAUUGCUUUAAUAAAGAUAUUAGAUUGUU
Molecule: messenger RNA, 3209 nt
Organism: Anolis carolinensis (green anole)
Lineage: Eukaryota; Metazoa; Chordata; Lepidosauria; Squamata; Anolidae
Product: keratin-associated protein 16-1-like
Exons: 9
Coding region: 150-1358 (402 amino acids)
Cellular component (GO): extracellular region
Molecular function (GO): serine-type endopeptidase inhibitor activity
Source: RefSeq, a predicted model, not a curated record